Molecule: messenger RNA, 827 nt
Organism: Rhincodon typus (whale shark)
Lineage: Eukaryota; Metazoa; Chordata; Chondrichthyes; Orectolobiformes; Rhincodontidae
Gene: lrrc18a
Product: leucine rich repeat containing 18a
Exons: 2
Coding region: 54-827 (257 amino acids)
Molecular function (GO): protein binding
Source: RefSeq, a predicted model, not a curated record
UUACUGGUUGCUCCUGUAUGGUAUUUGAUUUUCAGAAUUAAAGGAGCAAGAACAUGCCGAAAAGGAAAGGAGGCCCCCAGGGGAAAAAGGUCACCCUAAAAAUGGCAAAAAACUCCAUGAAAAUCACAGUGGAUGGGAAGCGUCGUUUAGACUUGAGCAACAUGGGCAUUACAACCUUCCCCAAGUGCAUUCUGAAGCUGACGGAUAUUGAGGAAAUCGACCUGAGCCGGAACAUGAUCAAAAAGAUUCCAGACUUCAUCAACAAGUUCCCAAAGCUGCGCUACCUAGACUUCCACACAAACAAGAUCGAGAGGAUUCCAGAAACCCUUUGUCAGCUGGAGCUGCUUUACUAUCUUGACCUGUCUAACAACAAGCUCACGACAGAUGGCCUACCCACGGACCUGGUGCAGCUGAAAAACCUCCGGGUCCUGAAUCUCGGGCUGAAUUCUGUGGAAAUGAUUCCGACCACCAUCGGCACUUUAAAGGAGCUCAAGGAACUGGGGCUCUUCGACAACCGGAUCACCUACAUGCCUGAAAAAAUCACCAAGCUGCCGAAACUGAAGAAGCUGAAUGUGUUGCGGAACCCGUUCACCACUCCACAGGUACCCGAGGAGCCCAUAGAGACCAUCGAUCGUGUGGAGAACCUUUACCUCGUCAGGAAAGAUAUGCUGUGCCGUCCCUGUCUCAAGAAAUGUCUCCGGGAGAGGGACAAAUGGAGCAAGGUGAAGAACAUUGCCGAGAUGGAGGAAGAACCCAACUUCAGUGGCCUCAUAGCACCGAACUCAGUCGCAAAACAGGACGAAGCAUCUUGGAGAAUUAAUGAAUAA